CUUAUUAAAUAGAUUUCGGUCGAUGUGUUGUUAGUUUUCAAGAGCUUGACUGAACUAUUAGAUCACUGAUGCUUCAAAGAGGAGGUAUUUCGAACGGAGUUGGGGCCAACAAGAAGGUGGCAGGUCAACUGGGUCACUACGAAGUGCCAGAGAGUGUUCCAGUCAUUGGACCGGAUGGAAAUGUAGUUGAGAAUAAGUUCAAGAAGCUCUAUAAAAGUGGCGCUAUUUUUGAAGGCGAGCUAGAAAAUGGACUGCGGUCGGGGGAGGGUAGGAUGGAGUUGCCAACAGGGGUCACUUACGAGGGCAGUUGGAAAGACAACAUGCGGUGGGGGGAGGGACAGCUGAAGUGGUCAGAUGGCAGUUGUUACAAUGGACAAUUUCAGGCAGAUCUCAGACACGGAACAGGCAAACAGAAAUUCCCUAGUGGAGAGAUCUACGAGGGUGAGUUUUUCAAAGACAAGAAGCACGGAAAGGGAUGUUACACAUGGCCGGAUGGGACUACAUUCACUGGUCGCUUCUACAAGAACGACAAGGAGGGCUAUGGCAAGUUCCUCUUCCCAGACAAGUCCACUUUCAAGGGACUCUACAGGGAGAACGAGAGGUGUGGCCCGGGCGUGUUCACCUAUGCAGAUGGCUCUGAAGAUUGUGGAAUGUGGAAACGUGAACAGCUCAUGAAGAUCUGCACUUCAGUUAGAGACGCAUUCUCAAUCAUCGACUUCCCCGAGUUCGAAUACGAUCCGAAAGAACACGAAAUGCUUCUGUCGUCGGGAGAUAUUUCGCCGCUAAUUGUCGCCGAGAAGACCAUGUCGAGUUCGGAAGAAGGACUCGGUGAGUUUAGCACGACGUCUACGGAAUUAAUGGGUUCAAAAGGAGUUCGCUUUGACGACGAACUCUUAGAAAGCAUCGUGACUGAUUUGUAUUCGAAUAGACUUCCAAGUAUAGAUGCGCGUCAUUUGAAAUACGACCAAUCAGAAUUCGAGGACGCUUAUUUCUUGGAAUGUGUGAACAAAUCGAAAAGCGAAGCGGAAGUUAAAUCAGCUGUAGCUUUGAAUAAAACACCGGCUUUUAUAGCUAUGCAGAGACAUGUUUUAAAGCACCAUUUCUGGGAAAGCGAACAAGAGUUCAACGUUCAAAAUAUGAUGAUAGGAAACAGGUCAGGAAUCGGAGAAAAGGGACCAAUCGAGAGAUCAAGUGAAAUGCUUCUAUUCGCUGCCUUGCGUGGAGAUAAUGACCUAGUCCUCAAGAUUCUCAGACUGAAAGCGUGUUAUGUAGACGUCAUGGACCGUGAUGGAAAUACAGCUGUGCAUUUAGCGGCCAUUAAUGGCCAUAGUGAAGUGUUGAAUACUUUGCUGAAUUUCGGAGCUGAUAUAAACAGAUUGACAAAUGAAGGAGUAUCUGCCAUGUCUGCGUGUCACGUGCUGUUCUACGACGUGGCGGACUUCAAAUCGAAUGCAGCGGAAAUUCUCUUCAAGGCGGCAGCGGGCAGAACAAGUGAGGGGGGAUCGGACGAUGAGGGGUUUGAAGACGCAAAGGAGCCCCAAGAAGUGAAGUUAGAGAGACUCAGGACGAAUGCGAGGCGGAUCAGAUUGAAGAAGAGAGCACUCACCAACAAAAGGUUCUGUACUCCGGAUGAACAUGAGUCAGUGGAUCUGGCCUACAAGCCACUGGGUAAGCCAAAGGGGGGCAAGGGAGGAGGAGCAGGAGCAGCUGGGGGGUCUGCCACACAGAAGGAGGGACAUAGUGAAAAGAGUACAGAACAAGACCACAAGGAUACUACGACUGACAAUGCAGCAGACAAGAAGGCGACUGGAAACGACGGAGGAGCAGAAGACAGAACAUCGGACACAGAACCAGAUGCAGAACUAGCACGGCUACAAGCUGAGUUGGAGGCGGCAGGCGAGCUGAGUGAUAAAAUGUCCGGAGGCGGAGGAAUCUUAAAAGAAACCAUGAGCGAACUGGUAUCAACGCAGUCUCUGUACAACUUCAAAAUAGAAGUCACCGCUCAGAUGUUAGACAGAACUGCACACAAUUUGAGUGAGAAUGAGAAGUUGAAGCACAGUUUAAUGGCGACAAUGGGUGGUCAGGAGAAUAAUAGAGAUCCAGGGACUGUGAGGGAACUGGCCAUCAAGAAAAUCAAGAGAAAAGCUCUUGAAGACAUGAUCCGUCUGCUUCUGAGACGAGGCGCCAAUCCUAAUGCAUCAAUGGUACCUUUCCCAGUUCUAUUCUUCGCCCUGAAAACAGCCGACCCGGACGGCGUAGCAAAUUUGCUCUCUAAAGGGGCAUCGACUGAAACUAGAUUACCCAAAGAGAAAGGAGGACUAGCUCCACUGCAUAUAGCAACUACAUUGCCUGGCGAAGCGGGGGUCCAGAUCACGAAGUUGCUCCUGGAAGCAGGAGCCAAUCCGAAUAUCCAGGCGUAUCCAUAUGACAGCGAAAAAGAUAUAUCGGUCGGUUUGGAAGACAAUCACGAAGAGAACCAGCGUACUGCCCUGGAGAUCCUCAGUCUGGACCAUCAACCGACUGAGCCAGUGGUUGGCGGCAACACUCCCCUGUCUUAUGCGUGCCAGCGGGACGACGACUAUGUCAGUGCCAGACACAUAAUCAGUCUCCUAUUGGCCCACAAGGCUAAUUGUAAUGUGUUGAAUCCAGUUGGGUUGUCGCCUCUGGCUCAGCUGAUCAUCAGCGGAAAUGACCCGGGCAUAGAUGAGUUGCUGGCCAGUAAUGCUGACCCAAGUAUGACCCUGACUCAUGGCCAUGGCAGUGCACUUUGUGUGGCCUCUUCCACUGAGUAUGAGCACAGGCGCAGUCCAGAGGCCAGAAUACAACUGGUGGACAAACUGAUGUCUGCGGGUGCGAACAUCCUGAGUCCGAUCGUGUUCGGAUCCUCCGCCUCCGGAAAGCAGGGCUCAAUCGGAACUGCAGUCGACUACGCCUAUCACAAAUACUACUUGGACAAGAGAGUGGCCUUCUUGCCCUACCACGCCCUGUCGCCAGUGGAGAGGGAGACAUUCAACGCCAGAAGGGAUCUGUUGACUCACCUGGGCAAUCUCCUGAGGAGAACAGUUGUGAGGAAAGAGUACGAGCGACUGGUCAGGGAGGAACACGACGAUGACAGAAGUGUGUCCCCAAGUGAGAAGUUCUUCCACUCUGGCUAUGGGGCCAACACUCCCCUGGGAAUUGUGAAGCCCAACAGAGCCACUUCUGCAGAGGUCAUCAGGAUCAUGAGUAUCAAGGACAAUAUAGUUACUGUUGAUGCGACUGAGAGGAUGAUGACCAAGGACGAAGUGCAGAAGAUACUCAGGGACGGCAAACUACGCAUACGGAAGCCUCUCUUCAAGUAUUGCUACGAAUGUGGACGAAGCAGUGGUGUGAAAUUGGUCCCAUGUACGAGAUGCAAAGAGGUAUUCUACUGUGGAAAAGCGUGCAAACUGAAAGCGUGGAAUACACGACACAAGGACGAAUGCGUACGACUGGCAAACAAAGAGAGAACAGACAAGGAUCGGGGCAACCGGGGGGAGUAUGACGGGAGAGUGGACAGCCCCACCCCCACCACAGAUGUGAAGGGGGAGGACAGGGUACCAGGGGCACAACUAACAGACAUUCUGCUGCCCAAGCCAAAGCGGCAAAAUCAGAUGGAGUUAGACCAUAUGGCUGCAUUUGGGGCAGUAGUCGGAGCAUUCGGAGGCGCAAAUGCUCCGGGAGUGGAAGUUUCUGCUCCUUUUUAUGCACAAAGGGGAUUCGGCAAUGCAAUCCCGCAAAAAGUGAUAGCAGUGACUGACGAAACUCACGAUGCCCGGAAGGAGGUUAAGAUGUACCCGAGGAAGGAGACCUACGAUAAGAAGGGAAAUCGUAAGCGAAGUGUGAUGAAAAACGCCAAAGGAGAAGUUCUCACUGAAAACUACAGCUUCAUUUAGACCAGAACUUUCAAAGUAGAGAACUCGUAAAAAUGCAAACAGACAGAAUUGAUUAAGAGAAGAGCAAAUAUUUUUUUUUGUAUUUAAAAACUUUUUUUUUCGUUGAACCGAAAUUUUUGUUUGCUAAACUUGUUCACA
Symsagittifera roscoffensis is the source of this 4052-nucleotide messenger RNA. RefSeq names its product ankyrin repeat and MYND domain-containing protein 1-like. Gene Ontology annotation, molecular function: protein binding. The transcript has 20 exons. The coding region runs from base 69 to 3914 and encodes 1281 amino acids. NCBI's taxonomy places the organism in Eukaryota, Metazoa, Xenacoelomorpha, Acoela, Convolutidae. The record is from RefSeq and is a predicted model, not a curated record.